AUGGCUGCCCCCGGCGUCCUUCUGUCGGAGGUGCAGUUCCAGUGUUGCAUCUGUCAGGAUGUUUUCACGGAGCCGGUCUCCAUCCCCUGUGGCCACAGCUUCUGCUUCACCUGCAUCACGUCGCACUGGGACGCCAGCGCCAGCGUCACCUGCCCCAAGUGUCACGCAGUCUACGAGGGCCUCCCAGAACUCUGUGAGAACUCCUUCGCCAAGGAAAUGUCCGAGCAGAUCCGGGCCCGGAAGCACGGCGGCGUGCCGUCAGCGUCAGGAAGGGCGAUCCGCUGCGACGUGUGCGUGGGGGAGCGUACCGAAGCUUUGAAAUCCUGUCUCGUGUGCCUGACCUCGUAUUGCGAGAGUCACCUGGAGCCUCACCUGCGAGUCGCCACCUUAAAGAUCCACAAGCUGAUCGAGCCGGUGCCCAUGCUGGAGAAGAGGAUGUGCGGAAAGCACCAGAGGCUGCUGGAGCUGUUCUGCAGGAGCGACCAGCGGUGUGUUUGUGUGCUGUGCACUGAGACAGACCACCGCAGCCACGACACCGUCCCGGUGGAGCGGGAGAGCCAGGAGAAGAAGAACCAGGUGAAAUCAAUGGAGGCCAGCGUUCAGCAGAUGAUCCAGGAACGACUGCAGAAAGUGGAGGAGAUCAAACACUCUGUGGAGCUCAGUAAAGAAAACUCAAAGAGGGACAUCCAGGAAAGCGGGAUGGUUUUCUCCAAUCUGUUUCACGCCAUGAAGAAAUGCCAGCUGGAGCUGCAGCAGAGGAUCCAGAGAGAGCAGGCUGCAGCUGAGCUGAGGGCGGAGAAGCUCAUCUCAGAGCUGCAACAGGAAAUCUCAGAGCUUCACAGGAGGAGGAGUGAACUGGAGCAGCUUUUUCACACGGAAGACCAUCUCCACCUCCUGCAGAGGUUUCCUGCCCUGAGUUCAGCGCUGUCAGGCAGGUCCUGCUCUGAUAUCGUCGUCCAUGCAGACACAUGCCUGGGAAGUGUGAGGAGAGCGGUGGCCAGCAUCGAACAGCAGCUCCAGUCGGAGCUGAAAAAGCUUUCCUUUAGAGAAUACGAGAGGAUGCAGAAGUAUGCAGCUGAUGUCCGUCUGGACCCCAGAACAGCCAACCCGUGGCUUGUUCUCUCGGAGGACGGCAGACGGGUCCAGGAUGGAAACGUUGAGCAUAAAGUUCCCGAUCUCCCGGAGCGUUUCGACACGGCUCCUUGUGUUCUCGCCCUCACGGGCUUCACCACAGGAAGGCACUACUGGGAGGUGGACGUGGGCGACAAGACGGCGUGGGACCUGGGCGUCGCCAGGAAGUCGGUCACCAGGAAGGGAGUGGUGGUGCUGAGCCCGGAAGAGGGCUACUGGGCCAUCUGCCUGAGGAGGGGCAGGGAGUACCGGGCCUGCGCCGAGCAGGCCCAGCUGCUGUACCUCCCUCAGAGGCCGCAGGUCAUCGGCCUGUUUUUGGACUACGAGGAAGGAACCGUGUCGUUCUACGACGCUGCGGCAAAGUCGCUCAUGUAUUCCUUCACGCAGUGCCACUUCACCGAGGCCAUGUUUCCCUUCCUCAACCCAGAUAUCAGCGACAGCGGCAACAAGUCGCCGCUAGUCAUCCGCUCGGCCAGCGCCGUUUUUAAAAACUUACAUAAUGACGAAGACAUUGCUACUAUAUGA
This is a messenger RNA of Salarias fasciatus (jewelled blenny), 1656 nucleotides long. Its product is annotated as E3 ubiquitin-protein ligase TRIM21-like. The record is from RefSeq and is a predicted model, not a curated record. The transcript has 7 exons. Gene Ontology annotation, molecular function: protein binding; zinc ion binding. Lineage: Eukaryota; Metazoa; Chordata; Actinopteri; Blenniiformes; Blenniidae. The coding region runs from base 1 to 1656 and encodes 551 amino acids.